This is a messenger RNA of Umbelopsis ramanniana AG, 1595 nucleotides long. RefSeq lists its product as uncharacterized. The record is from RefSeq and is a predicted model, not a curated record. Bases 81 to 1427 code for a protein of 448 amino acids. The transcript has a single exon. NCBI's taxonomy places the organism in Eukaryota, Fungi, Mucoromycota, Umbelopsidomycetes, Umbelopsidales, Umbelopsidaceae.
AUCAUCGCCUGGUUUAAUGUUUUGCCGCGACGAUCUGUGACUAUUUAUAACAUGCAUGUUGCAAAGUUUCGGGUUUGAGCAUGGUGAAGCCCAAAAUCAAGGUCAAGCAUCAAUACUCCAAGCACUCCGUUCCACACCACCAUUCCUCCAAUGUACUCAACAAUCACACUCCUCAUGACAAUUCGAGUGAUGUGGCAGGGGAGAUGUCAGUAACGGCGCAACUGCAACAAUUACGAAUAGAAAAUGCAAGAAGCCGCCGUACGGUGCAAGGAGGAAAUAUACAACGACAGACACAGCUGCAAGAUAUCCAUCCCUUCUACAACUUCGAAUCUGGAACACCACUACCCGAGAUUCGUCCUCAAAAUAAUACUCAAGGUACGAACAGAAGGGUUCCAGGACCUCAAGCCCCAAGGUCUUGGAUUGCAGCCAUGAGAGCUAAAAGUACCGCAGUUCAUGAAAAACAGAACAUUACAGAGAGAAUCCAGAAGAGAAACAAGGCGAGAAUUGGAGUCAGGUCACUUCGUGAAAUUUGCACCUACACAGUGGCAUAUCAAAUUAUCUACAGUCAAGAGCAUGCGGCACGUCUGUCAAGAACUUUAGCCAGCACUCCUAUACAUUUGAAGGAGUUUCUAUUGCGCGCUAUUUCUGAGCUUGGCGGUGUUAACGACAGGAUUCUCAAGAUGAUGGGGGUACUUGACUUGAACGACUUGUGUUUAGAAAAUUGCACGUUGUCCUUGGAUUUGUUUUACAGGACGUUCUGGAAGUUAGAGACGAAAUAUAUCCAACGAACGAAGGAGAGUAAAGACACAUGGGAAGAACUAGACGACGACGACGAAUUGGAAGAAAACACAGCUGUAACGUCCAUAUCCGACAAGUACGACGAUGGCCGGUUUGCGAGUUUGUUUCGGGUCGCACGCCUAAUCAAUCCUGUGAUAGACCUAUCGAAACAAUGGGUAAUUACGACCAGACUGACACAGCUUACGUCGCUGGAUAUUUCCUUCUUUCGACCGCAUCUUCCAGGACUUGCUACGUCUGAGCUCAUUGUUACCACGCUACCGCAUUUGACAUCAUUGUCCUUGGCGGGCAUGCUCCAGAAAGACGAUGGGUAUGGAGCUUUAUCUGUUCUGUCGAAAGGAUUGAGGAUGCUGCAGUUUUGGGAUAUUGGAUACCACGAUUGGAUUACACCUGAGGUGAUAUGUGGAUAUGGUUCCAUCCUGGUGAUCAACUGGGACAAAGAUCUACAAAACCUCGACUAUUUAUCUUUGGAGCAUAUAUCUACAGACAAUGAUUCGGAUAUGUCGGCUGCCAUGGCUGUCAAGAACCAGUUUUAUGACGAUGUUUGGGGACACGGUCGAGCCAGACGAAGACCCAUCAUCUUAACGAAUCCCAAUCAAUACCAAAGUUAUAUACAACAAACGUAUCUUUGAAGCAGAAUAGUUUGAUAUAGAAAAUGUAAUGACGUUUUAUUUUUAUUUUUGCAGUUGUUAUAAUUCAACUGUCCAUCAAGCAUUGUAAAUACUGUAACACUUGACGUUCAUACCUGCAAACUAUCAAGAAAAGUAAAUUGACUCGAGAGCUAUGCGAUUCAAGAUAUA